Molecule: messenger RNA, 879 nt
Organism: Babesia microti strain RI
Lineage: Eukaryota; Apicomplexa; Aconoidasida; Piroplasmida; Babesiidae
Product: transcription initiation factor TFIIH subunit H3
Exons: 6
Coding region: 1-879 (292 amino acids)
Biological process (GO): regulation of DNA-templated transcription; nucleotide-excision repair
Cellular component (GO): transcription factor TFIIH core complex; transcription factor TFIIH holo complex
Source: RefSeq, a predicted model, not a curated record
AUGUCCAUGUAUAAAUCAUCACUGGUGUUGGUUAUAGACGCAAAUAAACGUUCAUGGAGUAAUGAUGGUGUUAGUGAUAAUAAAUUAACUUUCAUUCAAUUUGUAAGCUCGCUCAAACGUUUCAUCCGAGCCUAUCAUUGCAUGUCUAGUGGCAGGACUUUGUAUAUAAUAGCCACUAACACUAUUUACUGUAAAAUUAUAUUUCAUGGUUUAACAGAUUCCACACUUAUCCCUACUACAACUAAUUCUAACACCACCAGCAUGGAUUCGACACUGGAUUCCAUGGAGGAGUCUCUCCUAAAGUUUAUAUCUGAGGAUUUGCCUGAUGCAAAUCCUCAGCCCACUUUAUCUUCAAACCUAAAUCGUAUUGGCCAUAAGGAAAAUUUGUCACGGGAAAUCUUAUUACUUGACUACUCCACCAAUGAUAUGUACCUAAAACAACAUAUACCCUUACUUAACAUAGGGUUCUCAGCUUUAAACAUGAAAAUACCAAUUAAUACACUAACCCUAGGUAAAUCGCACUCGAAACUAUUGGAACAGCUGAGCGAUAUUACUAAAGGGACAUUUUUGCGCUUAAUGGAUAUGUAUGGGAAUGACUCAAUAAACAUUGAAUAUGCGUUAUUUCAGACACUACUUUUUUGGUUCCUCGCUUCUAACGACAGUAAAAACAUAUUAUCCCCCCCUUCACUAACUCAAAUAUCAAAUUCAGCCGUUUGUUAUUGCCAUAACAAUACAAUUGAAAUUGGAUACCUCUGUUCAUCAUGUUUGACAGUUUAUUGUACGGAUAAAUCGCUGAUAAUGUGCAAAAUUUGCAGUUCCAGAUUUGCAAAACGCCCGUUGAAGGCUAAACCAAUUUGUGAGAUUAACUUGGAACAUUAG